AUGUUGAAAUUUUUCUGCAAAGCGUUUUGGCGGAAAAAGAAGCUUUCAUCCGUGAAACCUAUUAUUUCGAUAUCAAAAUUUCCAGUGACAAUGAGUCAUUCUGAUGAAACUUCCAGGCCGUGUAUCAUUGUUCACGGAGGUGCUGGGGAAAUCCAAAUACCGCGCAGAACACCCUGUCUCUCUGCCGUGAAGGAAGCGGCCAGGAUUGGAUAUCUAACGCUAUUGGAGGGAAAAAGUGCACUGGAUGCCGUGGAGGCAGCUACACAGAGUAUGGAGGACAGUGGAGUUCUAAAUGCAGGACAAGGAUGUUACCUUACAGAAGAAGGAACUGUUGAACUUGAUGCCAUGAUCAUGGAGGGUCAAACCUUAAACACUGGAGCAGUAGCAUGUGUCAAGAAUAUUGCAAAUCCCAUUUCUUUGGCACGCAAAGUAAUGACAAACACAUCUCAUUGUAUGCUGGCUGGGGAAGGAGCACUGAAAUUUGCGAAAAAAAUAGAUUUUCCUGUUUUGGAAGACCCUAGCUUAUUGAUUAGUGAUUGUUCACAACAGUUAUAUGAAGAUAAAAAGUCCAAGCAUGAAAAUCUCGGAGAAUCUGCAAGUUCAAAUAGCAAGGAGACAAAUGUUCAAGAUGACCCCAAGAAGAACACAGACAUGCAACUUGAAGUACAUGAUACGGUUGGUGCUGUUGCCAUGGACACUAAUGGACAUAUUGCUGUUGGUGUCUCAACAGGAGGCACUUCUAAUAAGAUGUGUGGCAGAGUAGGAGACUCACCCCUGGUAGGGUCAGGUGCUUAUGCUAAUCAGCAAGCAGGUGCUGCAUGUACUGGUCAUGGAGAGUCUUUACUUAAAGUGCUCUUAUGUAGAGAUGUUGUCUACAAUGUAGAAAAUGGAAUGACACCACAUGAUGCUUGUAGAAAAGUGAUUAAUAGGAUGGCUGAGCUGACUGGAGGUCAUGGGGGUGUCAUUUGCUUGGACAAGUUUGGAAAUAUUGGGCUGGAAUUCAAUACAAGAAAGAUGGUGUGGGCAUCUGUUACACAUGAAGGUUUUCUGAAAUAUGGAAUUGAUCCUGGAAAAGAAAUUAUGAACUACGACACUCCAGUUAAGGAAAUGGAACGAUUUGUAUUAGCUAAUAAAUUGAUGUGAAAUAUUUAUAAGUUAUUAUUAAUUGUUUAAAAAAGAAAUGUAGUUGAUCUGUAAAUGAUUGGGUCUACGUAUUCUAAUCUCUGUGAAAAAAGAGGUCAGUAAAGUUCUUUAACCCUCUAACUCCCAGAGGUGAUUGACAUGAAACUUCUCCCUAUGAUAUCCAUACAUUAUUCAGCAAACAAAUAAUAAGAAUAUUUGAACUUGUCAGGUAGAUUAGAAGGAUCUUGAUCUAACAUCAAGUUCUCAGAACUAAUUUACAAGGAAAUGUGAAGCAGCUGAGGGGAGAAUUAACAAUCAGAUGUUGGGAGUUAAAGGGUUAAGGUUACUUCAUGGAAAACAGUGCUAAGCUCUCAGAAGACAACAAAUGACAAGUAAAUUGAUAUUUUUAAUCAUAAAA
This is a messenger RNA of Pocillopora damicornis (cauliflower coral), 1540 nucleotides long. RefSeq names its product isoaspartyl peptidase/L-asparaginase. Lineage: Eukaryota; Metazoa; Cnidaria; Anthozoa; Scleractinia; Pocilloporidae. Gene Ontology annotation, cellular component: cytoplasm. Gene Ontology annotation, molecular function: asparaginase activity. The record is from RefSeq and is a predicted model, not a curated record.